AUGAACGAACCAGUAUCAGCAACACCGCCAACUAAACUUGAUAUCAUAACAGAUAAUGUUUAUACAACGGAUGGUACAACACAACAUAUGCGUUCAGUUUCAACAAAUUCAAAUAAUCCCACGAUUGUCAAUGCACCACGUACACCAACUGAUGUAAGAUCGUAUCAUUCACCAAUGAUGCGAACAGCAAGUAUUGACAAUUCAAAUAAUCCAUCGAAAUCUAUGACGAUUGUCGUUCAAAAUCCAUUUGAAGAUUCCAUACGACAUAUUGAAGAUUCGUCUAAUGAUUUAUUGGGUGGAUCUAAAUAUCUUCUUCAUUGUCCAUCACCUUCAAAACAGCAUAAUAUAGUUAAUGUACAAUCACCACGUACAAUAUCCCGGACUCCAACACCUGGUACUCCACAUCAAACUCCUGAUGAUGUAUCAAUGCUAUCACCAUCGAUGUCUACAAAUCUUCAACGUCAUCCAUCUCAACAAGCACGUCCACAGCCGUCACCUUCACAAUCACAAACAUCCAAUAAUGGUACAUUAACAAAUAUAUCAACAGCUCGUAAUAUUAUACAACAGCAACAGCAACAGCAACAGCAGCAGCAGCAGCAGCAACAACAACAACAACAACAACAACAACAACAACAACAACAACAACAACAACAACAACAACAACAACAACAACAACAACAACAACUACAGUCUCAGACUGUUCUACAUCAUGUACGAUUUAAUCAAGACUUACUAAAUAAUUAUGGUAUUAAUGUUCCUAUGACAAGACAAACAUCUCAACCAGGUACGACUGAACCAUCACCACCUCCAUCGAAUUCACCAUCGGUUACAUCAUUAAUUCCUCUCCCAUCACCCUUAACAAAUAAUUUAGGUGUUAAUAUGCAUCAUAUAAAUCAAGCAUCUAUCACACCAGCUAUACUGGGUUUUCCUAUGCAUCAGUCAUCUCAACAACCAGGUGCGAAUAAUAAUUUUAUGUCUCCACAGCAAACAAAUGUACAAAAUAAAUCAGAUAAUCAUCAUAAUGUUUCAUCUCAUGGAUCACAUCAUCCGCUUCAACCUUCAACUCAUCAUGCACCAACUGGUAUUUAUGUUAAUACUCGUCCAAUGGUUUCAUCUUCUGUCACAACCGUUACUGGUAUUAGUAAAGUAAAACAACAAUUACAACCUCAACAACAAAUACAAUCACAACAGCAGCAGCAGCAGCAGCAGCAACCAAUAAGACCUGGUAUACCAACCAAUGGAACUCCAACGGGUCCAUCUACUGUUGUUCUACGUUAUCCACCAAUGAUACAAACACCACAGCAACCACAACAUAAUGCUUAUCAAAUGAUGAAACCUCGAAUGAUACCACCAAAUGCAUUUAGUUCACGUGGAGCACCUCUACAGCCGCCACCUCCUCCUCCUCAACUAAUUAUGCAACAACAAUCACCUAUCAUAUACGAUCCGAAUACUCUCUAUCGAACAUCUGGACAACAACCACCGUCACAACAAGUACAACAAUCUAUAAAUUCACAUCAAUCUAAUCUGCAUAUGAAUGAUAGUCUUAUAAAUCAACAAAAACAUCAACAUCAACAAUCUAUAUCACAACAAGUUCUUCAUCUACCGACGAGUAUGCUGACGACAGAUGAUAAUAUUCUUAAAUCGUUAUUACAAAUUAAUCCACAAGCUAAUUCAGAAGAAAUGGCUGCAACUGUAUUAAAAACACGACCUAUCAAUACAAUGUCAAAUGGUAUGUCUACCGAUAGUAAUGAUCCAUAUGAUAGUUCUCCAAUGAAUAUUCAUGAUAAUUCAUCACACAAUUAUUCAAAUAAUAAUCAUCAUUUAUAUAAUCAAUCUCUUAAUGCACAAUCACAUCAACCAAAUCCAUCAGCACCAACAAUACCAAAUGUGAAAAUUCCUAAACCCCGUAAAAAACGUAAAGCUAAUGAUUUGAGUACAUCAUUCGAAGAUGAUGUACCGACAAAAGCAAGAAAACGUAAAAAAAAAGGUACAGAAGAAGCAGAAAAAUUUGUUGAACUUUCACUACAGCAAUUACGUGAUUUACCAAUGUUGACACCGCUUGAACCAUCAAUUGAUAUCAAUAAUGAUUUAUCAAUAUCAUUACCAUUUGAUUUACCUGAUAAAAAAUAUCAAUAUCAAGGUGAAUUUGGUAGUCUUUUUAUUGAAAAUCUUCAAGAUUAUUAUCGACCAUAUCGACGGCCACCGCCAAAGCCUAUAUCCUCAACGUCUUCUUCAAAUUCAUUAUCAAUGCUUGAAAGACGUUAUCGUCUAUGUUCCACGUUACUUGAUCAUCCGCCAAGUUUGCCAUCGCCACCAUUAGCUUUCGAUUCUAAUGAUAAAUUAUCUGAUUUGUUAUUAAAAGAACAAAAUAAUGAUAUACGCGAUGACGAAAGUAUUAUAUCAACAUCGACAUUAGCUGAUGAUGAUCUUAUGAUGAAUAAUAUUGAAACAGAAAAUUUACAUUUACUUAAAACAUUAGCAUCGAAUCAUGAUUUAAGAUCAUUAAGUCCUGUAUUAAUAUCUAAUGAUAUAUCAGCAACAAAGAACAGUGAAUUACUAUUACCAUCAUCAACUACAACAAUGCCAACAGUAGAUAUUAAAAAAGAAGUUAACGACAUAACAACAACAACAACAAGCGCAUCACCGAGUGGAAAUGAACUUGAUAAGAAAGAUCGACUAAUUGUUGAAGGAGCUGAUAAGGUAUCGGUUACAUUAACAUUAACAACUGAAGCAGCAAAUAAUGUUCAAAGUGUUAUUGCUGCUGUUGCUGAUCUACUUAAAAUUGCGUAUCCAUCAACAUUCGAUGUCCAUCAAACAUUAAAUAAUAACUCUAAUGUUCAUUAUUCAUCAUCAUUUGAUCCGAACUGUUUAUGUUCGACAACAUUAAAUAAUAAUGGCGAUUCAAAAAACUUUCUAUCUGCGCCAUCAGCAUCAACAAUUCCUCAAAUAUCGACAGUAUGUCGUUCAUCGUCAACAUAUAAAGUCGGUCGUGAAACAUGUGUUAGUAUUCAAUCAUUAAUUGAAAUGCAACCGAAAUAUUGCCGUAACUGUACACAACGAUUGACAUCAGAUAAUUUAUUUAAAAAACGUUUAACUGAAUUACCGGCAGCUGUUAGAGAAUUAAUACCGAACUCCGAACCAUUUGUUUAUUUUUGUAAUGAACAAUGUUUUAAUACUUGUAUAUCAAUUACGCAUAAUCAACAACAAGCAUUAACAAUAAAUACGUCAAUUAAUAAUUCGCCUACAAUUAAAAAUGAACCUAUGGAUGCAACUACAUCACCACCUUGUACACCCAAUGAUUUAAAUGAUUCGCCUAAUGGGCGAUCGAAACGUUUAUCAGUCAAACGACGGCAAGAUAACCUUAAUAAAUCAAACGGUGAUAAACGAUGGAAAGAUAUACGAUGGAAACGAUGGGAUCCUAGUUUUACACUGAAAACUGUCAUACGACCAUCGAAUACACAAGAAAUUGAACAAUUAAUUUCUGAUAUGAGAAUACCAUUGCCACGAAAUGGUCAACACGAUAAACGUAUUUGUGCUUUUUGCAAUGGUGUUGGUGAUUUGACAACAAAUGGACCUGGAAGACUACUUAAUCUUGAUGUUGGCCAAUGGUGUCAUUUAAAUUGUGCUCUAUGGUCAACAGAAGUCUAUGAGACAGUUAGUGGUGCAUUGAUGUGUGUUGAACAAGCACACAAACGUUCAGUUUAUACAGAAUGUGCAUCAUGUAAACAAAAAGGUGCCAGUUUAACGUGCUUUUUUCAACGUUGUCCGAAUACAUAUCAUUUUCCAUGUGCUGUCAGUAAUGGUUGUGUUUUUUAUAAGAAUAAAACAAUCAUGUGUCCAGUUCAUGCAUCACGAACGAUAGCUAUUGAUCAAAUACUUGACGAUAAAUCCGUCUUUCGUAAAGUUUGGAUCAAUAGAGAUGAAGUUAAACAAAUUCAAAAUUACAUGACUGAAGAACAUGAAGAAAUUUCUUAUAUACUCCGCAUCGGUAGUCUUAUUCUUCAUAAUAUCGGUCAAUUACUGCCUCAUCAAUUACAAUCGGCUCUAUUUCAUAAUCGAAAUUUCAUCUAUCCCGUUGGAUAUUCUGUAACACGAUUUUAUUGGUCAAUGCGUCGUCCUAAUCGUCGUUGUGCUUAUAACUGUUCAAUAAUUAAUCUUGACAAUAGACCCAUGUUUCGAAUACGUAUACAAGAAAAUGAAGACGAACCAGCGAAAGAAUUUCUUGAAUCAAGUGCUAAAGCUGUUUGGCAUAAAAUUGUCGAUGAAAUUGAUUCAUUGAGACGACAACAUGGCCUCGUGAAAAUGUUUUCAGUAUUUGUUAGUGGUGAAGACCUAUACGGAUUUACUGAACCACAUAUUAUACGUUUAAUUGAAUCAUUGCCAGGUGUUGAAAUGUUACAAAACUAUGCAUUUAAAUAUGGUCGAUUACAGUUACUUGAUAUGCCAUUGACACUUAAUCCAACAGGCUGUGCAAGAAGUGAACCCAAAUUACAAACACAUUUUCGACGACAUGCACAAACAUUGACAAGUUCACACUCAGCUCGAAGUGCUUUACCGAGAACUGUACUCGGUGUAGAAGGUACUCAAAUACCUUAUGUUAAACAUUUCGUUCUAUCAAAAUCAACUCAAUAUCGAAAAUUAAAAACGGAAUGGCGUCAAAAUGUAUUUCUUGCCAAAUCACGUAUUCAAGGCUUAGGUUUAUUUGCUGGACGUGAUCUUGAAAAACAUACCAUGGUUAUUGAAUAUAUUGGUGAAUUAAUUCGAAAUGAAGUUGCUAAUAAACGAGAAAAAUUAUACGAACAGCAAAAUCGUGGAAUCUAUAUGUUUCGAUUAGAUGAAGAAAAUGUUGUUGAUGCAACAAUGAGCGGUUGUUUAGCUCGUUAUAUAAAUCAUUCGUGCGAGCCGAAUUCAAUUGCUGAAGUUGUACAAAUAGAAAAAGAUAGCAAAAUUAUAAUCAUAACUAAUCGACGUAUUCCUAAAGGUGAAGAAAUAAUGUACGAUUAUAAAUUUGAUUUUGAAGAGGAUUCGAAAAUUCCGUGUUUAUGCGGUGCAACUAAUUGCCGAAAAUGGAUGAAUUAA
Molecule: messenger RNA, 5079 nt
Organism: Rotaria socialis
Lineage: Eukaryota; Metazoa; Rotifera; Eurotatoria; Philodinida; Philodinidae
Source: the annotation of a GenBank genome assembly